Molecule: messenger RNA, 975 nt
Organism: Plasmodium malariae
Lineage: Eukaryota; Apicomplexa; Aconoidasida; Haemosporida; Plasmodiidae
Product: Plasmodium exported protein, unknown function
Exons: 2
Coding region: 1-975 (324 amino acids)
Source: RefSeq, a predicted model, not a curated record
AUGAUUUUUAGUAAAUCAAUUAUUACAGCAAUACAGAAAUCAGAAAAAUGUAUAAUUAAAAGUUAUAUAAGUGAGGAUGUAGAAAGAUUAAGAAUAAAAAAUGUUAAUAAUAUAGAUAAAAUAAUAAUAAGAACAGUUUCCUUAUGUAAAUUUUUUCUGUUUACCAUUUUAUUAUGGAUAACACAAUGUUCAAAUAAAUUUAGUCAAAAUGAAGAAGUGGACACUGACAACAUGAGAAGAAAAACAUAUUUAAGAGCUAGUAGAUUACUGGCACAACCAUCUGUAGAAUUUGAUACAGUAUUUAAUAUGUAUGAGAAAAACUUCUUAGACAAAAUGGGAUGUAACAGUAAUGAAAAGGAUCAAAUUAAAGGUAUGAUGAGGUCAUAUUUUAAUCAAUUAGAUAUGUCAUCCUUAGCUAAACAAUAUGAACAAAACCCAGGUAAAAUACCAAACAUGGACCCCAAUAUGCUACGAAACAUAGACCCCAAUAUGCUACGAAACAUAGACCCUAAUAUGCUACGAAACAUAGACUCAAAUAUAUUAAAAAACAUAGAUCCAAAUAUGUUCCCACCUCCCAAUCCAAACAUGAUGCCAUCGCCCAAUCCAAACAUGAUGCCAUCGCCCAAUCCAAACGUGAUGCCAUCGCCCAAUCCUAUUGCUUGCGCUCCUUCAUAUAUAAAUGGGAUAGAAAAAAAAAACACAGAAGAAGCUAAUUCCGAAGUUCAAGAAAAGAAUGAAAAUGUACCUGAUCAAAAUGUCGAAUGUCCAAAUAAUAAGUGUAGAUGGAUUAGGAAUUUUAUAAACUAUUUUGACUUUUUGAGAACUCCAUCGUUUAUAUCAGUGAGCACAUUAUUAUCAGUGUGUUUUGGGAAAUACAAGAUUUCACUACUCUUAUUAACCAUAUUAUUUACUAAAACAGUAAAUUUAUGUUGGACUCUUAGAAAUAUUCAUAAUCAGUUUUUGAGAAAACAAUAA